Messenger RNA from Arachis ipaensis, 558 nucleotides. The record is from RefSeq and is a predicted model, not a curated record. Lineage: Eukaryota; Viridiplantae; Streptophyta; Magnoliopsida; Fabales; Fabaceae.
AGUCAGAAGAACCUCGAACUUGGUGGUGUUUAGGUUUCUCAAUUCCUCUUUGUUCCUUGAACCCAAUAAUGGAAGUGUUAUUAUACUUUGAGCUUUCCAUUUCAUAAGCUUCUUAAGCUUCUCCUCUUCUUUCACCAUCCAACACACCCUUCCACUUGAAUACGAAAUACAAUGGCUGUUCCAAAAGUGAAUGAAAUGUUGCUUCUAGACCUUGAAGAAAUGGGAUUUCCACGGUCACGAGCCACCCGGGCACUUUAUUAUUCAGGCAACAAGAACUUAGAGGAUGCAAUACAUUGGACAAUUGAUCACGAAAAUGACCCUGAUAUUGAUGUGUUGCCACUGGUAGAUGUAGACAUUGAUAUUGAUUCUCCUCAAUCCUUUCCUAUCACGGAAGAAAUCAGAAUCAAAGCUCAGAAGUUAAGGGAACAAGAGCAUAAGAAAAAAGAGGAGGAACUAAAAAGAUUGGAGAGAGAACGGGAGAAGGAGAGGAUUCAAGCAGGUAAGAGACUCCUUGAGGCAAAGCGAAUUGCUGAAGAAAAUAUAAAAAAAAUAGUUUAA